Molecule: messenger RNA, 1269 nt
Organism: Suillus paluster
Lineage: Eukaryota; Fungi; Basidiomycota; Agaricomycetes; Boletales; Suillaceae
Exons: 5
Coding region: 1-1269 (422 amino acids)
Molecular function (GO): glutaminyl-peptide cyclotransferase activity; zinc ion binding
Source: RefSeq, a predicted model, not a curated record
AUGAAACUUCGACCACACUGCCAGUCUUCAUUUCUGAGCUUGCUGCUAUCGUUUUUAUCGUGGUGCACGCUCACGAUACAAGGCUCGACGCUUGGGCAACGUGAUUUCACCCAGUUGACCACCGAACAAAUUUUGGCUCUAGCAGAUGCCGCGGACCCAGUCGCAAACGUAGACACCAACAAUCCCACUUCUCAUCUUUCUAAAUCCUCAUACCGCGUGCUGGUAUUCGGAAGUGAAAAUAUAACUUUCGUUCGUGAAUACAUCUUGUCCUCUUUGAAGGUUUUGGAUUGGCAUGUCGAAGAGGACACCUUUACCGACAAUACUCCAUAUGGCCCCCGUUCAUUCACCAACAUCAUUGCGACAAAAGACCCAGCCGCCUCGCGCCGUGUCAUAUUGUCUGCGCACUAUGACAGCAAGUUCUUCCCCAACUACCCAGAUAAUCAGUUCCUAGGUGCGACAGAUUCCGCAGCACCAUGCGCUAUGAUGCUCGACCUAGCAGAGACCUUGAACCCCCUUCUCGACCAGCGCAAACAACGUCUCGAGGAUGGAUAUGAAGAUGAUGAAGAUGUGGCAGAUACAACCCUUCAACUUGUGUUCUUUGAUGGCGAGGAAGCCUUCAAAGAUUGGACUGACACAGACUCUGUUUAUGGGGCUAGACAUCUCGCGAACAAAUGGUCAACAACUUACAUAGCACCUAAUUCUAAACGGCGGCUGCUUGGGCAUGCAAGUUUGACAGAGUUAUCGACUAUAGAGCACAUCAUCCUCCUCGAUCUCCUCGGUGCCCCGAACCCGACAAUACGGUCUUAUUUCAUUGACACGGCUUGGUUAUUUGAUGCCAUGAUUUCCGCAGAAACUCGACUCAAGGAUGCCGGUGCUCUUGAUGCAUCCGAAACGUCUUCAAACUUCCGCAGUUUCUUCUUACCUCGAACGGGGUCUGGGAACCAAUACAGCUACGGCUACAUCGGAGAUGAUCACGUACCCUUUCUACACAAAGGCGUCAACAUUCUUCAUAUUAUUGCAUAUCCUUUCCCGCGUGUCUGGCACACUCUUGGGGAUGAUGCCUCAGCACUUGACCUAUUAACCAUGCGCCGAUGGAACAUGAUACUACGCGUGUUCAUGUCCGAAUACCUGAAUCUUCGACCUGAAAUAUCGCAACCGUCCCCUAAGCACGAUCGCCUCCAUCGUUCUGCCAGUGAAUUGGUGAGAUUUAUUCUAGUUAUCGAUGUCUCACACUCAGUAAAACCAUGGAGCCCAGUGACCUUGCGAUAA